CAAGCUGGGUUACUGGUUCCAGACGUCACGGACGAAUCGGCACAGCUCUAGGUACGUGGUCGCGCAUGGCUCUGCGGUACUGCAUGGUACACCUCUGCCGUCUCCGUCUUCUCGCCCCCAUCACCGUCACCGUCACCGUUACUCCAAACUGUCAUUGCCGCUCCGCUUGGCCCUCGUCUGGCUGCACUCGUGCUUUGAACCUGGCCACUACCCAUCCAUUGGGCAGCCCCAAGGCAUCUUUCCCUCGUCACUUGACACCUCAGCGGACAUCGACUGCACUGGGGACUCGGCAGUCGCCUGGCUUUGCACACUGCUCGCUGGCCCAUGUCGACAAGCCCCCCUUGACUUUGAGGUAUGCCAUCUCAUACCUUACUUCCAGCCCAUGCUGGCCGGGAGCCACGGCCCAGAUGCUUCUCGCACAGUUAUGCCCCCCUAACGAGGGCGCCAGCCGGCGGCCAGUGGCCUGCGCACCACAUGCAGCUUAGAGGACUUUAUCCCCUACCGCUCUUCUGCAAGACACUGCCCAAGCCUAUGACUCCCGUCUCUCCUCGUACCAUCCUGCUAUUACCCGUUGAGCUUAGUUCUUUCACCCUCCCCCUCCCUCCCAACGCCAACUGUACAUCCCGAUUCUGCACCCCGCCUGACAAUAUCAGAACAUUCAGUCAGGGUACUGCAACUCUUGACAAGGACUGCCAUAUCC
Molecule: messenger RNA, 700 nt
Organism: Trichoderma citrinoviride
Lineage: Eukaryota; Fungi; Ascomycota; Sordariomycetes; Hypocreales; Hypocreaceae
Exons: 5
Source: RefSeq, a predicted model, not a curated record